Coturnix japonica (Japanese quail) is the source of this 8839-nucleotide messenger RNA. The record is from RefSeq and is a predicted model, not a curated record. NCBI's taxonomy places the organism in Eukaryota, Metazoa, Chordata, Aves, Galliformes, Phasianidae.
UAAUUCUCAGUGUUUUGAAGAAGCUCUUUCUUCAAAGUUGCAAAUAAAACCUCCUUUAUUAUUAUUACUACUAAUAUUAUUACUUGUUUUUUAACCUCUUGUUUGAAUUGUUUUAACUUACCUGCUGAGAUCUGAGUGCUGAGUUGUCACUCUUGCAACUGGAAUAUCUGUUACAAGAGGAAGAAGACGAUGCCAUACUUGUCCAGGAAAAUAAAUGAUGCUGAAUUUGUAUCUAUUAUAAAUUAUUAUUAUUUUUUUUUUCUUGCAGCAUUUUGGAAUUUGAACAUUUUAAAUCAAAUCUGGCAUCUCUUGCAAAAUCCCUUUAAAACUUUAAUUUGUUUGGUUUUGAGCUGAAUGGCAGAGGAGUCAACUUAAUCAGACUAUAACUUAUUUUUAUAGCUAUGUUCGUGCUGCCCUUUUUUUCUGUAAUGCUCUUCUGUAACUAUACACGUGUAACAAUAAAAUCUCUCCCUUUGGGGUAUGAUUGGUAGCUGAAAGGCCAAUUGCAAAGACAUCUUGUGGGAUGCUUGUGUGUCCUCCUCAAAAACCAUAACAGUUUGUCCACAUAAACACUGGAACAUUUGUGAGAAUGCUUAUGAGCAGAAGUGUUUUGCUUUACAGUAGAUAGUGAAAAUACCAGAAGUAUGGAUGGUAGUUAGCUAGAUGUCAGCGUGGUCCUGAUGGAAAAGUAAGCGUGUAUUAACAGCCUUGGUCAUAUUAAAAAAAAAAUAAGUAGUAUUCACUCAAGUGAAAUAAGGGUUCAUUGGUUGCUGGGUAUUUGUUUGUUUCUGAAGGGACAUAAAGAAUGAGAAAAACCAUUGUGUUAAUGAUAUCGACAUAAAAUUAGAUUUAUAAGGUUUCAGAAACAUUGUUGAUUUCUUUUUUUCUUUUGUUUCUUCUUUAAUAGAAAGUCUAUCAACAGCGUUUCUUUUUAAAUGAAGAGCCACUUGCUGUGACCGAUGUGCACAUGAAAUGGAAAGGGAACAGAUUAUGGAAAGCGGCUUCUGUUUCAACCUUGCAAGAUGCUGCGUGAAGUGAAAUGACUGCUACAACAGUUCACAGAAGAAAUCACUGAACUUAAACCAGAAUGUGAGUGUCCGGAUGCAUAAAGGAGUUUAAGUGACUGCUCUAUUUGGCCAAAAUGGUGGACACUGAAAACCAGCUCUAUCCACUUACUCCCCUGGAGGAGGAUGAUAUAGGCAGUCCUUUAUCUGGAGAGUUUCUACAAGAUAUGGAGAACAUUCAAGACAUUUCUCAGUCUCUGGGUGAUGAUAGCUCUGGAGCUUUAAGUUUAACAGAGUUCCAAUCACUGGGAAAUGGUCCAGGAUCUGAUGGAUCAGUUAUAACAGACACCCUUUCACCAGCAUCCAGUCCUUCAUCCAUUAAUUUUGCCACAGCUCCAGGUAGCAUAGAUGAAUCACCCAGUGGAGCAUUAAACAUUGAAUGUAGAAUUUGUGGGGAUAAAGCCUCAGGCUACCAUUACGGAGUACAUGCUUGUGAAGGCUGUAAGGGUUUUUUUAGGAGAACAAUCCGAUUAAAACUCAUCUAUGAUAAAUGCGAUCGCAAUUGCAAAAUUCAGAAAAAAAAUCGUAAUAAGUGCCAAUACUGUCGUUUUCAAAAAUGCCUUUCAGUUGGAAUGUCACAUAAUGCAAUACGUUUUGGACGAAUGCCGAGGUCUGAGAAGGCCAAGUUGAAAGCAGAAAUUCUAACGGGUGAAAAUUAUAUAGAAGAUUCAGAAAUGGCAGAUCUUAAAUCACUCGCCAAGAGAAUUCAUGAUGCUUACCUGAAAAACUUCAACAUGAACAAGGUUAAAGCCAGAGUCAUCCUUGCAGGGAAAACUAACAACAAUCCACCGUUUGUUAUACAUGAUAUGGAUACCUUGUGCAUGGCAGAGAAGACGCUGGUGGCAAAAUUGGUUGCCAAUGGAAUUCAGAAUAAGGAAGCCGAAGUUCGAAUCUUCCACUGCUGCCAGUGUACAUCUGUAGAGACUGUCACAGAACUGACUGAAUUUGCUAAAUCUAUCCCUGGCUUCUCCAAUCUUGACUUGAAUGAUCAAGUGACGCUAUUGAAAUAUGGAGUUUAUGAAGCCAUCUUUGCCAUGUUAGCAUCUGUAAUGAACAAAGAUGGGAUGCUGGUAGCCUAUGGAAACGGUUUUAUAACCCGAGAGUUCCUAAAAAGUCUGAGAAAGCCAUUCUGUGAUAUAAUGGAGCCCAAGUUUGAGUUUGCUGUGAAAUUCAAUGCACUGGAGCUGGAUGACAGUGAUAUAUCACUUUUUGUCGCUGCCAUCAUUUGCUGUGGAGAUCGUCCCGGUCUUGUAAAUGUAGGACACAUUGAAAAAAUGCAAGAGAGCAUUGUGCACGUACUGAAACUGCACUUGCAAACCAACCAUCCUGAUGAUACCUUCCUCUUCCCGAAACUUCUCCAAAAAAUGGCUGACCUCCGGCAACUUGUCACAGAGCACGCUCAACUUGUUCAGAUAAUCAAGAAGACUGAAUCUGACGCACAUUUGCACCCUUUACUGCAGGAAAUCUACAGGGACAUGUAUUAAGGAUUUUUAGUUGGUGUUGUUUUGUUUUUUUCCAUGAUAUUUAAAGACAACAGCAAUAUUAAUAAUAGAUGGGAGCAAAAUCACUUGCACAGCUAUCAGCUGUUCACUCGGUUCGGAGCAUGAAAAGUGUAAAAGCUAAGUAACUGGAGUGCUACAGGUCUGUUGGUUUGAGCUCUUCUGUCUUCUUCUGACUGAAUGCUGCAGAAAAAUACCGAUCGUAACGUUCAUGAAGCGCCUUAAAGCAGUUCUUUUAUUUGGAAAUCCGAAGAUUGGAAAAGAAUAUGUAUUUGUGUAAUAAAUCAGAAUGUUAAGUAAUGGAAAUGAAAAAGAAAAGGAAAAAAAAGUGUUUCCUCUUGGCUUAGUCAUUUUAGAGUUACAGUAACAAAUUCAGCAAAUUCUCUCCGGCUACAAGCACUGUCAUAAGGAUAACGCAUUCUUGGCUAAUGGUGGUAAAUGAGAAACAGCUAAUAGUUUUUGUUAGAGUCAAUCAGUCCAGGUUUAUUGAAUGACUGGAUAUUACUGUAUAUACACAUAUAAAAAAAAAAAAAUUGAAAGGCCUUUCUUGUGCCAUUGCUUGAAAUCCAUGAAGCACAGUAUAGCUCCACGUAGCAUGGCAUUGGGUACUUCAGGAUUAGCGCACUGAAAAGACAAUACUUUCAAGAAAUGAAAUGAAAUCCUAAGUGUUAUCUAAAAUACAGCAGAUAGCAGCAAUUCAGGUUUUUCCAGGAGAGGAAAAGCGCAAAGUCACAGAACAGUUGUUUGGAAAGGAAAUACAAAAAUCUCCCUGAGGAAAAAUUUGUCUAAUGCUGCGUAGCUUGAAGAACUUGCAAUAGCUCAAGAUGCAGUUUUGACUUAAGAAUACAACUUUGAAUGAGCCAGAGUUCUGGACAGGCAGAAAAAUCUGAUCCUAGUCCAGGAAAGGAAAAAGAAUUUCAACUGUACAGUAUUGUAGUGCAGUGAUAGCUUACUCUGAAGAAAUGAUUCCAUGGCAAAGGUACCUUCCUUCUUGUCCUGUGUUUUAGCAGUUUUUAGGUUUUUUUUUAUUAUCAGAAGUUUUAGCGUGCAAUACUAAAGCACCAGCCUCAAAUUUGGUGACUAUCUAGGGCACUCUAGAAGAAUUAGAUAUAUACGCACAGAACUCCCUUCUUUGCCUUCCCUGUCAGUUACCUUCUUCUCCCCCCAGCUGGGUUGAUUAAGCAUUUUAUUACAGCUCCUUCAGAUACUUCAGUAAGAGAAGAUUGUUGGUCUUACAUUAGAUGAGAAAUAGGUUGCCUUCUCUGUCUAGCAGCAGUACACAGUAUGCCCUCGGAAAUAACAAGGUGAUUUUAUCAGUCGUGCUGCUUGAUUCUUCAAAUUGGCCUUGUCUCUCUAUGAAACGGUGGCUUUGGGUCAAAUGCAGUCAGCAAUGAGAUAAAGCAAUAUUGUUCAUUCAAGGAAGUUGUCAGAAUCUCAUGAUGGUAUACCAGGGAUCUGUACACAUUGCAUCCAUGCAUAGGAAGUGUGCAGCGCUCAGCAUCGUGCAGCUGAUGGCAGCGGAAAUUCUAACCUUGGAAACUCAACAGCCAACUGGCUUAAGUUUAUCUUCUGAAGGAGUGUAAGCUGCCAUUUCCCCAAAGCACAGUCACAUGCAAUAUGUGAAUUUGAAAGUUCUCCUCCAUAAUUUGCACGUACUGAAGUUUCUCAAAAAACAAACAAACAAACAGAAAACUAACAAACAAAAAAAAAAAACUAUAAAACCAAAACCAAAUGAAAAGAAGACAAAAUCACUGUGGAGAAAAUGUAUUUUCCCUGUGAUUGUUUCCAAACAAGGCCAAUACGCUUAACUGAACUUGAAAAUUACAUAAUAAAUACAUCUGACGAAAUUAUAAAGAAUUCUAAACAGCAUUGUAUCCAUAUUAGCAGCUUCUUUGUAACAGGAUCCCAUCAGAGGCGUUAGGAAAGUGUUAUUUGCAUUUUUUUCCUAUUUCAAAUGCUUUUGUUUUUUAAACACCAGAAAAUGCAAGCGUUUUCUGAGUAAUCCCUUUGGACACCAGCAUUCGAUUUCUAGUUUAAAUUAAACUGCAGGCCUUUAAAUGUAUGGCAAGAAUACAUCUGUGAGUUACAAAAGUAUAAACAAGAUGAUAAUAUAGCUGAAAAUUCUGGAUAAACCCCACUGUCUACAGGUUUGCACUAUGCACCUACACACAGAUUCCUUCUGUGGAGAUACUCAAGACUCACCUGGAUGGCCUACCUGUGCAACCUGCUGUAGGGAACUUGCUUUCGCAGUAGGGUUGGUCUCAGUGAUCUGCAGAGGUCCCUUCCAGCCCCUAUGGUUCUGUGGUUCUGUGUAUUUGCAAAGAACAGAGCAGACAUUUCACUUGCAUUAGUGAGCAAAAGGAAGUUCUUAAUUUAAAUCUUGCCCUUCCAAAAUGUUACAUCUAAGCCUUGUGUGGAUGACUGAAUUAGAGGUUUGCCAAUUAGAUGUCAAAAUUACUCAAUUUAUGUUCAUUUCCAAGAAGUCUGGAGUCUUUACUGAGCAUCUCUUUCAGCAUCUCCACGUCAUAUAGAUCAUUUAAUGUUUUAAAACGUUCAGUCUAUGGAGGGAAAUAAAGUCAGCAGACUUCAGGAUAAAGAUUUAUCUAAGGCUGAUUAGCUUGUUACAUAUAGCUUUGAUCUGAGUCUUAUCUAUGCUAGCUUAUCUUAAUGUCAUAGCCUUGAAGACCCCUCGUUAGGGACCAGGUACCCACAGAUGAGCUUACAGCCAGAGGACACAGGUGGAUAAGGAUCCUAAGGAGCAAUGGUACAAUAUAGGAUUUCAACAAACCUACCACCUAUUCACUUUGGAGGGUUUCUUUGUUUCUGAUUUAUUGGUAAGCCACCAGUACUUUAAUAGCAGGGAAAAGAAAAGAGCAAAACAAAUUUGUUUCAAAUAAUGAGGAGUACUCGUUUUCAAACUCUCUCAGGCACUGUUUAAAGGUGUGCUGUUUUCAGUUUGAUAGUGCACAGCUGUCUGUAAGAAACACCCACACAAAGCAAACAUUGCAUUCUAUCUUAUCGAAGUUUCAGAAAUCCACUUUUAUUUCAAACACAAAAGGACUGUCUGUAGAUUGGAACGUUCUCCACUUACAGAAGCUGAAUCUUUCUUGGCAUUUAAAGAAGCGUUCUUCUGUCAUUUCCAUGUGCCUUUGUGCUCUGGUUCUAGCCAGCUGCUAGAAAGCUGAAGUGUUGCCAAAGAGCAUAUUUUAGCUUUAUUUCUGGCCUGCGCGGAUUUAGGAAAUACCAGCAGUUGCACUAAGUCCGUUCUCAUGAGAGAGCGAGCACAAGUUUGCAAAUCAAAGAGCUUAUAAUAAGCAUCCAAACAUUUGUUUGUUUAUUCAAACUGCUAAAGCUUUGGAGAUUUUAUUCAUCACGGGAGCUGGGUCACACACUCGUAUAUUGAAAUUUCCUCCUCAUUUCUAAUGGAAAGCCGGGACAACUUGCACAUCACAUCAGACAAAGAAAUUGGAGAUGAUUGCACUGUGGCUGCUUCUACUGUGUCUAAAGAGGAACAAUUUCAGCUCUGUCUCCCCUUAAAAGCGACCGUGUUACUUAGUAGAAAAUCUGCAACUGCCUUUAACAAAUGCAUUUGCAGCUGUUAGGUUAUUAGUUAAGGAUAAGUUCUUAUAAAUAACGGACCUUCACUGAAAACCCCAAUCCCUUAAGAAGUGUCCAAAUGUAAGGUUUGGUACGGUAUCUGGUACUUGCUUGUAUCUCAAGUGCUUUCUUGAUGAUAAGUUGCAUAUAUAUUUUUUUAAUCUAGAGUUAAUUAGUUCUGCUAUCCUUCUUACUAGAGAUUUAAAUUAUACGCGGGUUUGAUCUGAGAGUAUUGAUGGUAUGCGCUGUGGAAUUUUCUAAUUAACGUAAUACCAUUUUGUCGCGUUUUGAUUUGUAAAAUAUCAGAAAGUAAUUGCAAGGUAUAAACUUUCACUAAAUUAUAUUACAGAGGUGCUUUAAGGAAAAAAAAAGAUGUAAAUUAUUUAAUUUAAAUACUUGUUUCGUACUUUAGCUUUGUGAAGCCUUUUGUACAGUGAGGAAAGAUGUACUGUUAUGGGUAAGGGCGGUGGGCCUUAAGUCAAAGACAAGCAUCUAUUUAUUCCUGCCUGGGCUUUGUUCCCAUCACAAGUUCUUCAACUUGUCAAGGUUUGGCAUUGGCAAUUGGCACCAGGGUUAAGAUUGCACUUUCACGCUGAAUAUAGGCUUCCUUAAAGGAAGACCAGGUUAGGAUGAAAGGUAACCUUAUGGCUGCUCCUGUCCUGAAUUUCUUAGGCCUCAAUGGGAAAAGAAAACUUUAAAAGGUACCAUCAGAUUUGUCACUUUACACUGUAAGUACGGCAUAUCGGCAUAUCGAUGUGUUGUUAACUAAACCCAUCCUAGGGCGAGGGCAUUCCUCUUCUGUUCUCUCCAAGGUGCUUAAAGGUUUUUACAACUUCUUCAGCUUCUGAAGCCUUUUUCUUUUUUCUCCCCCUUAAUCUUCCUGACUGAUUGCAUCAGUGUUAUCUAGUCAGAUUCCACUGAAACCUGGUUUCAGAACAGAAUUUCUACUUCAAGGACCUCAAUUUCAGCUGAGCUGCCCCUGCCCAGAUGUAGGCUACAGGCACAAAAGAGAUUAAUCUUCAUACAGGCUGGGCCUUAAGAAUGGACUGGACUGCAAGAGCAGACAUAAGGUACUUAAAAGCCAUGUUAAGAAUUUGGGCAUGUUUUCUCAGGGUGGAUAUGCAUGAGCAUUAAUUGCUACUAUGGAAAAGAAAAAGAAAAACCAACAAAAGCAGCACAACCAAUGCAAAAUGUUUUAUGGCAUUCUUCACCCCUGAAAGGAAAAAAUAAUGGUGGUGAAAAAUAUUAUCCAACCAAAAUAGCGGCACGCUCUCCUCCUGCUGCGUGGGAGUGCACAAUAAAUGUUCAGAAUCUUUUGCCACGUGUAAUGGGAAUUGUAACGCUAGCCAAACUGCUGGGUGAUUCAUAAGCAAUCUGCCACACAUAGAGCCAUCCACAUCCAGGCUUCGCUACUUCAGGCACAUCUGUGAGCUACAGGAAGGUUUUGCUGCCCGGUGUAGGGUUGCCUUCACCCAGACGCAGCAGUGCUUUUGUCCGUCAGUCCUGCUGCUGCGCUCUUUGGAGCUGCUGGGGAGCAGGCGCUUGCCGCCAGAUCCACUCAGCAGCUGCGCUGUUAUGUCGGCUGACAGGCACACACAGAAUGGGAAGAGGCUGCUUCAAUGAAAUCCCUCACCCUGCUCCCUCCAGGGGCAGUUCCCGUGGGCUGGCUGGCAGUGGGAGGCCGUGGCUUUCACUCAGCGGCCACAACUAUUUUCCUCUGGUUUCAGAAGCAGAAGAACAUUUGUGGCUUCCCUGGUAAUAGCAAAGCUAAUUUAAGUUUGAACAGCGCAGAUUUUACCAAGAACACCCCCAUUGCUGUUUGGCACUGUCUGUGGCAUCAGCUUCUCAGAUGAGCUGCAUUUCAUAUCGCUCCUGGUAUUUCACAACUAUACAGUUGCUCUGAUUUUUCUUUAGGAACGCAACAGUUUAAGUACAUCACCAUGUUAAAACCUUUUAUGGGUUAAAUUGUCUGUUAUCUGAUAGGAUUGAAAAAAGCACGGUUUUUGUUAGUAUUGCCAAAUCCUAAUCAGUAGAGCUAAGGAGUGUUUAAUUACAUCAAGAUAAUGAUAUGAAAGAAGAAAAAGGAAAAGAAACCAAACCCCGAAACAACAAACAAAUCAUUGCUUCCAGUCGCCUUUUAUUUUUUUACUGAUUACUUUUAGAGCAGUUUUGGGGUGUGUUUAAUUGCAAAGAGCUGACAUUUCUUGAAGGGAGUUCCUGAUUCCCAAGGAAAGUGUUUCCCAGUGAAAUCCCACGCAGCACCACAUGGCGGGAUGCUGAGGGUCUCCCUGUCAGACCAAAUGCAGCUGGGAUUCCCAGGAAAGAACAGCAGCCCUGGACUCACAGGGACUUACAGGGAAGACAAAGUCACUUACAUGCAUGAAUGUAGAAGUUACACAUCAUAGUGCAAUGUUGAUGAUGGCUUCUCAGAUGUUACCGGCCUACCAAGCUAGAAUGGAAAAACUUGGAGCUUGUUGACAUUGUUUUUGGUUUCCUUCUCCUUUAAGAAAUGAACGGUUGGAUUCACUGUUUGUUUGUAUAGAGACUGGUAGAAACCUCUGUGCUUCAAAACGAAGAAAAAAAGAAAAUUAUCCUGCAGGAUUGAAUGUAAACACGAGUAAUUUGCAAUAUGUUUUUGCCUUAAUGGUUUAAAAAAGAAUAAAGUAUUUUUAAAAUGAA